Molecule: messenger RNA, 1299 nt
Organism: Bufo bufo (common toad)
Lineage: Eukaryota; Metazoa; Chordata; Amphibia; Anura; Bufonidae
Product: keratin, type I cytoskeletal 47 kDa-like
Exons: 9
Coding region: 1-1299 (432 amino acids)
Molecular function (GO): structural molecule activity
Source: RefSeq, a predicted model, not a curated record
AUGACUUCCUAUCGUUCAAGCUCUGCACCAUCUUAUCAAGUUUCAAGCUCAUCUGGAGGCUUUGGAAGUGGCUUCAGUGGUAGCAACUAUGGAGGAAGCUUUAGUGGUGGUUAUGGUGGUGGGUCUAGUGCAGGGUUUUCCCUAAGCUCUGCUGUGGGAUCCAGUGGUGGAUUCUUUUCUGGUGGCUUCAGUGGAGGCGAUAAGCAGACCAUGCAAAACCUCAAUGACCGCCUGGCUUCCUACUUGGAGAAAGUGAGAGCACUGGAGGCUUCCAAUGCUGAGCUGGAAUUGAAGAUCCGAGAAUGGUAUGCAAAACAAGUUGGUGCUGGAGCAGAUGCAUCUAAAGACUACAGCAAAUACUACAAUACUAUCAAUGACUUGAAGAGCAAGAUCUUUGUUGCCACAACUGAAAAUUCCCGUGUUCUACUGCAGAUUGACAAUGCCAAACUGGCUGCAGAUGACUUCAGACUAAAGUAUGAGAACGAGCUGGCUCUCCGCCAGAGUGUGGAGGCUGAUAUCAGUGGACUCCGUAGAGUCUUGGAUGAGUUGACCAUGUCCAGAGGAGACCUGGAGAUCCAAAUUGAAAGCUUGGCUGAAGAGCUGGCGUUCCUGAAGAAGAACCAUCAGGAGGAACUGAACAUUGUAAAGAGUAGUACUGCUGGCCAAGUCAAUGUAGAAAUGGAUGCUGCUCCAGGUGUGGAUCUCACCAAGCUUCUGAAUGACAUGAGAGCAGACUAUGAGACACUGGCUGAGAAGAAUCGCAAGGAUGCUGAGACAUGGUUCAAUCAGAAGAGCAAGGAUCUGAGCAAAGAAAUUUCAGUUGGUGUGCAGCAAGUAGAAACAAGCAAGAGUGAAAUCUCAGAUCUCAGACGUACCCUCCAAGCCUUAGAGAUUGAACUUCAAUCACAGCUUGCUCUGAAAAAAUCUCUUGAAGAAACCCUUGCUGAAACAGAAGGCCGCUAUGGAGUACAACUGCAGCAGCUCCAGGUUGCUAUUAAUGGAAUUGAGGAGCAGCUGCUGCAGAUCAGAUUGGACAUAGAUCGACAAAGCCAAGAGUAUAGAGAGCUUCUCGAUAUCAAGACAAGACUGGAAAUGGAAAUUGAAACAUACCGUCGCCUGUUGGAGGGAGAACUAGGCUCAAGCGCAACCACCGUGUCAUCAUCAGUCGUGAAAACAGAAUCAAUAGAUUCGAAGAAAGACCCAAGCAAAAGUAGAAAGGUGAAGACCAUCAUAGAAGAAGUGGUGGAUGGAAAGGUGGUGUCUUCCACUUUCAACGAAAUUGAAGAGAAGUUGAAUUAA